UUUUAUUCUCACGCAAGCAUUGAAAGCGACGAUGAAUCGUCGUUAGUAAAUCGUACACAAAUUCGUCUUAAAAACUACAUUUCACCAUGGCUGAUGCUACGGCUAGGUCAUUGCAGUAUGAGUACAAAGCAAACUCCAAUCUUGUACUUCAAGUCGAUCGCUCGCUGGUCGAGCGAAGAAAUCGUGAUGAGGCGACCGGUGAAGUGAUGAGCUUGGUGGGCAAGCUGGGCUAUAGUAAGAUGGGAGACAGAGCUCAGAGAACCAGACCCCCUCAGCAGAAAGAGAAAGAGGCAAAGAGAAAGAAACGAGAUGAAGCUCGGUAUGACAUGAAGAAGUUCAAAGGUCAAACACUGCUAUCUGCUGGUGUAGAAGACAUUGUUGGAAUCUACUACAGACCAAAGACACAAGAAACCAGAGGAACCUAUGAGGCAUUGCUUAGCUUCAUUCAAGCUGCUAUUGGAGAUCAGCCUCGUGACAUCCUGUGUGGCGCUGCAGAUGAAGUGCUAGCUACUCUGAAGAAUGAACACAGUAAGAACAAAGACAAGAAGAAAGAGCUGGAGCAGCUGCUUGGAACCCUGGCUGAAGAGAGGUUUGCUCUGCUGGUCAACCUGGGCAAGAAGAUCACAGAUUAUGGAGCUGAGAAGGAGAAGAAGAAUAUCGAUGAUGACAUUGAUGAAACCCUUGGUGUGAACGUCCAGUUUGAGGAAUCGGAUGAUGACGGAGGAGACGAUGAAGAUGUUGGUGAGAUCAAAGAGGAGGAGUCUGAUGAAGAGGAAGGGAUGGAAGAUUCUGGUGUAGGAUCCACGCUCAAGACUAGUCUUGGAGGUGGCGAUGAUGUGCUCAUGGCUGCUAAGAAGGGACUUCACCCUCGUGACAUUGAUGCGUUCUGGCUUCAGAGGCAGCUGGGGAAAUUCUACGAUGAUCCUAACAUCUCACAGGCGAGGUCGGCAGAAAUCUUAGACAUCCUCAAGAAUGCAUCUGAUGACGGACAGUGUGAGAAUCAGCUUGUUAUGCUUCUUGGUACCACUCAGUUUGAGUUCAUCAAACUCCUCAGACAGAACAGAAUGAUGAUCCUAUGCUGCACCAUGCUGGCCAAAUCACAGACUGUUGCAGAGAAGCAGCAGCUUGAGGAUCAGAUGAAGCAGGACCCUGAUCUAGUAGCCAUACUCCAAGCCCUCACUGAGACGGACAAAGAGGAUCUGAUCAAGGAAGAGAGAGCCAGGAAGGCCGCUGCCAGGCAGAGUAGGGUCGAUGCUGACCUGGAUGCAAUGGAAGUAGACGAUGAUGAUAAUAACAUGCUUCCAGAAAAGCUGGUUGACUUGGAGGAUAUAGUCUUUGCUCAAGGCAGUCAUCUGAUGGCUAAUAAGAGAUGUCAGCUCCCUGAUGGAUCCUACCGUAAACAGAGGAAAGGAUACGAGGAGGUUCAUGUACCAGCCCUCAAACCAAAGCCAUAUGAAGAUGAUGAGUCCUUGGUGCCCAUUGACCGCCUGCCCAAGUACGCCCAGCCAGCGUUUGAGGGAUUCAAGAGUCUGAAUCGAAUCCAGAGUAGAUUGUACAAAGCUGCCUUAGAGAGUGAUGAAAACCUGCUACUCUGUGCCCCUACAGGUGCUGGUAAGACCAAUGUUGCAUUGCUGACCAUCUUGAGAGAGAUUGGUAAGAACAUCAACCUGGAUGGAACCAUCAACACCUCAGCCUUCAAGAUCAUCUACAUCGCCCCUAUGAGGUCUCUCGUACAGGAGAUGGUGGGCAACUUCAGGAAGAGGCUGGAUUCGUACGGAAUCACUGUAUCCGAGUUGACCGGUGACCAUCAGCUGACCAAAGAUCAGAUCACAGCAACCCAGAUCAUUGUCUGUACUCCAGAGAAGUGGGAUAUCAUCACGAGGAAAGGAGGAGAGAAGACCUACACUCAGCUUGUCAGGCUCAUUAUCAUCGAUGAGAUUCAUCUCCUCCAUGACGACCGUGGCCCAGUCUUAGAAGCAGUGAUUUCAAGGACAAUCCGUAACAUCGAGACAUCCCAGGAAGACGUUCGUCUGGUCGGCCUGAGCGCCACCCUACCCAACUACCAGGAUGUGGCUGGAUUCAUGAGGGUCAAGCCAGACAAGGGACUCUUCUUCUUUGAUAACAGCUUCCGUCCCGUUCCCCUGGAGCAGCAGUACAUCGGUAUCACGGAGAAGAAAGCUCUCAAGAGAUUCCAGCUCAUGAAUGAGAUUGUCUAUGAGAAAGUGAUGGACAACGCUGGCAAAAACCAGGUGCUUGUGUUUGUGCAUUCCCGUAAAGAGACGGGCAAGACGGCUAGAGCCAUCAGAGACCUGUGUCUAGAGCAGGACACGCUAGGUCAGUUCUUGAGAGAAGGGUCAGCCUCUACGGAGAUCUUGAGGUCAGAAGCGGAACAUGCAGAGAAUCUGGAGCUGAAGGACUUGCUUCCCUAUGGCUUUGCCAUGCAUCACGCAGGAAUGACCAGGCUGGACAGGACCUUGGUAGAAGAUCUGUUUGCUGAUCGUCACAUCCAGGUCUUGGUUUCCACGGCAACCCUAGCUUGGGGUGUCAAUCUUCCUGCUCAUACUGUCAUCAUUAAAGGAACUCAGAUCUACAACCCUGAGAAGGGUCGAUGGGUAGAGCUUGGACCUCUAGACGUUCUGCAGAUGUUGGGACGUGCAGGGCGCCCUCAGUAUGAUACGAAGGGAGAGGGUAUUCUCAUCACCAGCCACAGUGAGCUUCAAUACUAUCUCUCACUACAGAAUCAACAGCUGCCCGUUGAGAGUCAAUUCAUCAGUAAGCUAGCUGAUAACCUGAACGCUGAGGUGGUCCUAGGUAACAUCCAAACCAUGAAGGAUGCUGUAACCUGGCUAGGUUACACCUACCUCUACAUCCGUAUGAUGCGUAACCCCACGCUGUACGGGAUCCCUGGGGACUCUAAGGAUACGGACCCGGACCUGGACCAGUUCAGGAUAGACCUGAUCCAUGCUGCGGCCAUCGCCCUGGAUAAGAACAACCUAGUGAAGUAUGAUCGCAAGUCAGGCAACCUGCAGGUGACUGAGCUUGGACGGAUUGCCAGCCACUACUACUGCACCAACGACUCCAUGUCGACCUACAACAGUCUCCUGAAACCCACCCUGAGUGAGAUUGAUCUCUUCCGUGUCUUCUCUCUCUCAUCAGAGUUCAGACACAUGGUAGUCAGGGAGGAAGAGAAGAUGGAGCUGACGAAGCUACUGGAGAGAGUUCCUAUACCUAUCAAAGAAAGCAUUGAGGAACCAAGUGCAAAGGUGAAUGUGUUGCUCCAGGCAUACAUCUCUCAACUGAAACUGGACGGCUUUGCUUUGGUAGCCGACAUGGUCUUCAUCACACAGUCUGCAGGACGUCUUGUAAGGGCCAUCUUUGAGAUCGUCCUUCAUCAUGGCUGGGCUCAGCUAGCAGACAAGACUCUCUCAUUGGCUAAGAUGAUCGACAAGAGAAUGUGGCAGUCGAUGAGCCCCCUCCGUCAAUUUCGCAAGAUCCCCGAGGAGGUCGUGAGGAAGAUAGAGAAGAAGAACUUCCCUUGGGAGAGGUUCUUUGAUCUCGGACCCAAUGAGCUUGGAGAGUUCAUCCGCAUGCCCAAGAUGGGCAAGACCAUCCACAGAUACAUCCAUCACUUCCCUCGGUUGGAGCUAGCCACUCACAUCCAGCCCAUCACCAGGAGUACAUUGAGAGUAGAGCUUACCAUCAGACCAGACUUCCAAUGGGAUGAGAAGAUACAUGGAAACUCAGAGGCCUUCUGGAUUCUUGUAGAGGAUGUAGACAGUGAGAUCAUUCUACAUCAUGAGUACUUUCUACUCAAAAGCAAGUUUGCCCAAGAUGAGCACAUUGUCAAGUUCUCUGUUCCUGUGUUUGAGCCUCUCCCUCCUCAGUACUUCAUCAGGGUGGUUUCAGACAGGUGGAUUGUAUCUGAAACACAGCUGCCAGUGUCCUUCCGUCACCUGAUCCUCCCUGAGAAGAACCUACCCCCUACAGAGCUCCUAGAUCUUCAAGCCUUACCAGUCUCAGCUCUGAGGAACCCUGCCUUUGAGUCUCUCUACAGCACCAAGUUCUCUGUCUUCAAUCCCAUACAGACUCAAGUGUUCAACGCUGUGUACAAUGGAGAUGACAACAUCUUUGUUGGCGCCCCCACUGGCAGCGGGAAGACAAUCAUCGCCGAGCUGGCCAUCCUACGUAUGUUGCUUCAAUCCUCAGAAUGUAGGUGUGUCUACGUCACACCGCUAGAGGCUCUAGCUGAACAGAUGUACAACGAGUGGCAUCUGAAGUUCCAGAUGCAGCUUGGUAAGAAGGUGGUCCUCCUGACCGGUGAGACUAGUACUGACCUCAAGCUCUUAGCUAAGGGUAAUGUCAUCAUCAGUACACCAGACCGAUGGGAUGUGUUGUCACGACGAUGGAAGCAGCGUAAGAACGUUCAGAAUGUCAACCUCUUCAUCAUUGAUGAGCUGCACUUGAUUGGUGGUGACAAUGGGCCUGUUCUUGAGGUGAUCUGCUCCAGGAUGCGUUACAUCUCGUCUCAGAUCGAGCGUAACAUCCGUUUGGUAGCCCUGAGCUCCUCCCUGGCCAACGCUAAGGAUAUCGCUCAGUGGCUUGGAGCUAGUCCUACCAACACCUUCAACUUCCAUCCCAAUGUGAGACCAGUUCCUCUCGAGCUGCACAUCCAGGGCUUUAACAUCACCCACACGGGAUCGCGUCUCAUCGCCAUGGUGAAGCCCACCUACAACGCCAUCAUCAAGCACUCCCCUACCAAGCCCGUCAUUGUGUUUGUACCGUCUCGCAAGCAGACCAAGCUGACCGCCAUUGAUCUCUUGACCUACGUGACGGCCGAGGAUGGAGCAGAGAGUCGUUUCCUCCAUGUUGAUAAGGAUGAUCUGGCUGCCCAUCUCAGCAAGGUGGAUGAUGAGACCCUGAGGGAGAUGCUGAGUAACGGUAUCGCUUACCUGCACGAGGGCCUCUCAGAGAUAGAGCAGAAGGUGGUAGAGCAGCUCUACAUGUCUGGAGCAGUACAGGUGGUGGUAGCAUCCAGGAUGAUGUGCUGGGGCAUGACUCUCAAUGCUCAUCUCGUCGUUGUCAUGGAUACACAGUACUACAAUGGCAAGAUCCAUGCGUAUGUUGACUACCCUAUCACUGAUGUGCUUCAGAUGACAGGAAGGGCUAACAGACCAGAGAUAGAACAUGAAGUGAGCAAGUGUGUGGUGCUGUGUCAAGGUUCCAAGAAGGAUUUCUACAAGAAGUUCAUGUACGAACCCCUCCCAGUUGAGUCUCAUCUUGAUCACUGUCUCCAUGAUCACUUCAAUGCUGAGGUCGUUACCAAGACGAUAGAGAACAAACAGGAUGCAGUAGAUUACCUGACAUGGACCUUCAUCUACAGGCGCAUGACACAGAAUCCUAACUACUACAAUCUACAAGGUAUGACCCAUCGUCAUCUUUCGGACCAUCUCUCGGAGCUGGUGGAGAACACCCUGCAGGACCUUGAGCAUUCUAAGUGUAUCAGCAUUGAGGAUGAGAUGGACAUCAGUCCACUGAAUCUGGGUAUGAUCGCUGCGUACUACUACAUCAACUACACGACCAUCGAGCUCUUCAGUAUGUCACUCAAUAACAAGACCAAGAUCAAGGGUCUGAUUGAGAUUAUCUCGUCCGCAGCAGAGUAUGAGAAUAUUCCUAUCAGACAUCAUGAGGACUCCAUGCUCAAACAGUUGUCAAGUCGUACACCCAACAAGGUGAGCAACCCACGUUACAACGAUCCUCAUCUGAAGACCAACCUUCUCAUCCAAGCCCAUCUCGGUAGGAUGCAGCUAUCAGCUGAGCUUCAGUCAGAUACAGAAGACAUCCUCAACAAGGCUCUGCGUUUGAUCCAAGCAUGUGUUGAUGUGCUGAGUAGCAACGGUUGGCUGUCUCCAGCCUUAGCAGCCAUGGAGCUUGCUCAGAUGGUCACACAAGCUAUGUGGAACAAAGAUUCUUAUCUUAAACAGCUGCCUCACUUUGGACAAGAACUCGUCAAGAAGUGCACAGAGAAGUCCAUCGAGAGUAUCUUUGACGUUAUGGAGAUGGAGGAUGAGGAGAGACAUGAGCUCCUCCAGAUGACCGACGCCCAGAUGGCUGAUGUGGCUAGAUUCUGCAACCGCUAUCCCAACAUUGAACUGAUGUAUGACGUGCAGGAGAAGGACGGCUUGGAGAGUGGCUCACCUGUGGUUAUCAUGGUCUCGUUGGAGAGAGAAGAUGAGAUCACUGGACCUGUUGUAGCUCCUCUCUUCCCCCAGAAACGAGAAGAGGGUUGGUGGGUGGUCAUCGGUGACACCAAGACGAACAGUCUCAUCUCCAUCAAGCGUUUGACCCUUCAACACAAGGCCAAGGUCAAGCUGGACUUUGUAGCUCCAUCCCCCGGCAGUCAUCACUAUACCAUCUACUUCAUGAGUGAUGCUUACAUGGGAUGCGAUCAGGAGUACCAGUUCGACAUCGAUGUCAAGGAGCCGGGAAGCGACGCCAGUGGAGACAGCGAUGAUAGUUCGGAUGAGGAGUAGGUGGAUCGGGGCCCCAUUUUACAAAACUUGUUAUCAGUGACAAAUGACAGUUUUUUUAUAAGCUACUGAAAUCCUUGCUUCUGAUUGGUUAUCAGCAGAUUUGUCACUGAUUUUUGUCAUUUGUCAUUGAAAAAAGGCUUUGUGAAACAGCCCCUGAUCUAUCCUGAGGCUUUCUGACUUAUAGAGCUAUUGUUGAGAUAGAGUUGUGUCAGUCUGAAUUUGAAGGAAUAAGUCUUUAAGUCUGUGUGUGUGUGGUCAUUCACAUACGGGAAUCAUAAAGAAACCAGAUCGUCUAUGUGUGUCCCAUGGUGAUAUGUUUGUAAGAUUUGAGAAUCAAGUAGUUGUGUGACUAUCAGUCAAGCACUUACAAUUCCAUGUUUUGACUUGAUCGACCCUUAUUAAAGUUUUGUUACAUAUUAUCCUCAAUAUGCUAUCCUUGUCUCCCUAGUAGAAAUGCGUUUGAGAAGAAGCUUCUCAAAAAAUCUUCUUUAGGAUUAGUUACCAUUAAGGAUAAUGGUGUGAAUCAUGGCAUCUCUGAAUUCAAUGAAAAUUGUACUUUUCAUUUACUAACUGUAGCUCCUUUUUGCUUCUAUCACCAUGUACCUUUUUCAAAACAAAUGACUAGCAGACAAGUUCUUUGUAAUUGAAGUGGCUGGAUUAAAAGAAACAUGAAUGAAUUCUUCCUUCUCCCUCAGGAUUAACACAUCAAAAUAUACACCAAUACUUUCUAUGAAGCAGUAUUGAAAUUACCGUUUCUAAGAAAACACCUUAUUCAAUUCGUAGGGAAUGCUUUUCCUUUUUUCCCUGUACAUUUUUAAUACCUCCAUGGGCUAUCUUGUAUUCUUAAUGGUUUUUGCAGUCAGCCAGCAUGUCUGCUGUUCCAUACUAGGUCUUAAUGCUAUGAAUAAUUCCAUCUUGCUUCUUGAUAUCAUAGAAAGAAUAUGAACAGAAUCUUAUUCCCUUCAAACACCACAAGAACUAAAAGCUUGUUUUAUGAAAAAUCUUAAGUAUUUUUUUUUUUAUUGUGAUGACACUGUAGUAUAUAAGUAAAGAUUGUACAAAAUACCAUUUUGAGAUUUGUAAGGCUCAUUUGUUAAUUCAAACAAUGUCAAGACUUUUGUCUUGAAGCUGUAUAUUAAUACAUUAUUUUCUUAAUAUUUGUCUUGUUGAUUAUGCUAUUGCUAGUGGGUUUAAAAUAUCUGGAUUUCCUGUGUUGGUUCCAAUUUUUUUACAUGGGAAAGGCUAGAGAUCUGGUAAUACCAUAUUCUUCUUCUGGAAUACUCCUCAAUUUCUCUUUAGGAACCAAGCGAGGAUCUUAGUAGGGCUAAGUAGCCCAUCACAAAGAUGAAUACAACUUGCAGGUUGUGUGAUGAAAAUAAAUGAUGCUUGAUGGGAUGAGAGCAUUAGAGGCCUCAGGAGUAGUCUCUAAAAGGUUCUCUGGACUGUGACUUGGUACAUCUGGAAGGUCUUGGCAUGGUUCUUCCAUUUGUGUCAUUUGUUAUAGGAAAAUACUGCUUCUAAAGGAAAGAGACUGUUAAAUAUCUUGUGCACCAUCCUCAUAUUUAGCGGUUUUUUUCAAGAUAAGUAAAACUGGAUGAAAUAUUGCUCUGAAAAUCAAAGAAUCUAAAUGUCUUCAUGUCUUAUUCAUAUUAUUCAUUUGGAUAAAAUAAAACGGGGAUAGCAAAACAAGCCUUUCCUCUUUGAACACACCACAAAGUUAACAAUUUAUUAUUUAGCAUGGAAUAUUAUGCUUUUAUUUGUGAGAUUUAUGGACUACUCAACCACAGGGGAAGACAUACACAAAACAUGAAGGGGAGUAUGUGUAGUAGCCUUGUAGUAGACUAGUGGUUAUCUAUAUCAAAGUAACUCACUAAAUUGAUGAGUUAGUUCUGUGAAGGUCUGUUAUGCUUCAGUUUUGGUCUUUUGGAUUUUACUAUUUGUAUCUGUUAUUAUGUCAAAUGUAAUUAUGAUGAAUUUGUCAACCUUUGUACAGGCUCUUUUCCAGAAUGAUGUACAGAAUAAAAGUGAUUUCACUGAAA
This is a messenger RNA of Strongylocentrotus purpuratus (purple sea urchin), 8569 nucleotides long. It is a transcript of the gene snrnp200, whose product is annotated as U5 small nuclear ribonucleoprotein 200 kDa helicase. The record is from RefSeq and is a predicted model, not a curated record. Bases 87 to 6530 code for a protein of 2147 amino acids. NCBI's taxonomy places the organism in Eukaryota, Metazoa, Echinodermata, Echinoidea, Camarodonta, Strongylocentrotidae. Gene Ontology annotation, cellular component: nucleus. The transcript has 42 exons. Gene Ontology annotation, molecular function: nucleic acid binding; ATP hydrolysis activity; ATP binding.